Penicillium egyptiacum is the source of this 3693-nucleotide messenger RNA. Lineage: Eukaryota; Fungi; Ascomycota; Eurotiomycetes; Eurotiales; Aspergillaceae. The record is from the annotation of a GenBank genome assembly.
AUGCUCGCAGAACCGAGAAAACGCCAUAAUGGCCAACCGCAAGCCUGCGAACCGUGUCGCAAGGCCAAGGUUCGCUGUGACCAUGCAAGCCCAAGGUGUUCACGUUGUGUCCUGCGCAGCCUGGACUGCAUUUAUCACCCUGCUCCCAUGACCAAGCGGCGCCCUCCGACCUCCCACACAUCCAUGCAGUUCGACUCGACGCUGCCCGACCUCCUAACAACUCAUCCUGUCUCCACAACCUUCCAGAUUCCCACCGAAUCUUCCAUAGGGGCGGAGAUCUCUCUUUCCCCUGCGCAUCCGAGCCCCGCUGCGAGUUCGGGGCUAACAGCCCGUUCUAGCGCAUCAAAAAGAAACAUGCUAUUCCAAGAGCAGCUGGGCCAACACGAGACGACUCGCUUCUCUGCUGUUUUUGUCGAAAAUCAAGAUAGCUUUGGUGCAGUGAUGCUUGAUGCCACGAACUCCGACCACCACGACCUAGCCCGAGAACCUGAUGUAAUGGCCAGGUCCCGCGUGGAGUUGGCUGUCAGAACACUGCUUAACUUCCCCACUGCUCGUACAUGUGAAAUGCUGAUGACAGGAAUCAAUCAUAUUUAUGAUGUAUGGUUGUCACCCACCAUGAUCCAGCAAUGCUUGAAACAAGUAUGGACAGAAUACGCCAGUGAGCUAGGUGAGCUCCGGACACGGGAAUCAGUAUGGAGAGUGGCAAAUGAUCUAUUUCUCAACCACAAGAGGCCUCACUCAACAUCUGAAUACGAUUACGCACGAAAUUCCGACCAUGCUUCUUGGGUGAACUGGUUUGGCGGACCUCAUCUGCAUUGGGAAAUGAUUGGGAUCCUCUUCAGCUGGGCUGGAAUUGCGUUCAGGUGCAAACAAGAGUGGGACCCGGUAUUUGACCUACCCGAGCAGUGUGGACGGAAUCGCAACACUGCCGCAGAAAAGAUGAGAGAGUGUGCUACUGCCUGUGUAAGGCUUUGCGAAGGGAACUUUGAAACCAGUGAUACCAUGGUCAUUUGCAUGAAGAAUAGCACCAGACUACAGAGCAUCAUCAUCAGUGACGAGAGUGACCGCGUACGAGUCGACUACGGAACUGUCCGCAGUGCUUUUAUAAGCGCAGGAUUGCACCGCCUCACCCCUGCGAAGGAAUUCACCCCAUUUUUCCAACAUCGAGCGUCACUCGCUUCGUCGAUGUAUUACCACGACAAAUGUCACAGUUUGUUCAAUGCGCGACCACCAAUGCUCAGUAACCGUUACUGCCAUUGCCCUCUCCCACUCGAUUUAUGUGAGGAAGAUGUAUAUGGGGGCCGAGAAAGACUGACCAUGGCCAUUGGAAACCUUGACUCGAAUGGCUGGAAUACGAAUGGUCAAAUAUUUACAACAACAUGGCUCAGAGCACUGGCGAUGCUUAGUCCUAUCCGGGAGGGAAUCUUGGAACUAACUCUCAGUGUCAAUUCGAAGUUUACCAAAUCGCAGGUAGAAGACCUACAAGUCCAGUUGGGGAAGAUAGUUGCUUCAUACCCUUCGCACAUUCAGUAUCAGGGGAACUCUGAAUGGCACCCGCAGUCAAGCUCGGGAUUCCAUGAACGGAGAGCUCAUGAAGUCUAUAUUAUCACCCGCAUACGACUUGAUGUAUUGCAAUGUCAGUUUCUGCUCCAGCGCCUACUUGUAGUGCGGCAAUUCAGUGGUGGCCAAGACUUGUUCGAUAUCGCCCAAGAGACAAUGUCUGUUAUCCUGUCUCUCUGGCUUAACCGCGAUCAGCUACAGGAAUUCCACCAUGCCUUUGACUGGAUUGCAGUAUCAUACGGAAUGCCCUGUGCGGGAAUUUUGUGCGUCGAGCUUCUCCGAGCGAGUGGUCUAGUACCACCUGCGCAACAGACCGAACCUUCAUCAACGGGCGCAGCUGGCGACUGUGUUAAAUUCUCGCGGUCAGAAGUCGUUCAAAAUCUGGUUAUGUUCAGAGCCUUCCUUGACUGGAUACGGCCUACAGAUAACAAUGUGCAGCUUAGCAAGAAGUUCAAGACAGUUCUACAGCGAAUCGUUGACGCUGUAUUUGAUUCUUUGGGCUCCUCGGGUGGCCUGCAAACACAGAUGCCGAGCGAACAGCGGUCCCAGACACACUAUGGUCCGCAAGAUCAGCAAUGUCCAGUGCAAAAUGUACCUACUGCGACUGGCAGAGAGCAUGAUAUUGACCCCGAGAACACAUUCAACGACAUGGAUUGGCUAAACAUCGUUGAUUGGACUCAAGGUGCUCAUCAACUUGCGCAAGUCCUCAGAGGCCAAACAGCAGCAAUCAAUUCCACUUCGAUGACCAUGUCUCCAAACGACUCAUUCAAUACACCCCGGCAGCCUGUCAAAAACGCAACUGUGCCAUUUUGGCACCGAGACAUUCACGAACUGCACGAUCACCGGACCACAGAGGAGCUUCCAGUGUCGAGUGACGUCGUCAUCAUAGGCGCCGGUUAUGCAGGAGUUAGUACAGCGUACCAUUUGGUCAAAGGAGAUGCCAGUGACAGCGAACUCUCCGUCACAGUACUGGAAGCACGGGGUGUCUGUUCGGGCGCGACAGGACGAAAUGGUGGCCACCUAAGGCCUGACAUGUACACCCCCAUGCCCAGGCUUAUCGACCGAGCAGGAGUUGAACGCGCCUUGGAGGUGACGGAAUUUGAAAUCGCACAUAUACACGCCAUAAAGGCCUUGGUUGAAAAGGAGAAAAUCGACUGUGACUUUACCCUCACGAGGUCUAUCGAUGUAUGGUCCAACGAAGAGACUGCCCGAAAGGCUAAGGAGAUGUAUGACACGCUGGCAUCUCGUGACCUGGAAUAUAUGAAGGACGUCUUCUUUGUGCUUGGAAAGGAUGCGGAGGGUAUCUCGGGAGUCAAAGGCGCCAAAGCAUGCGCUUCUUUCACGGCAGCAACUCUGUGGCCGUACAAAUUGAUUCUUCAUCUGACCGCCUCUAUUCUCGAAACUGGGCUGGUAAACCUCCAGACUCACACCGCAGUGACGUCUGUGACUCGGCAAUCUUCAGGAAGCUUUGUUAUUACAACCCCACGAGGCACGACAGUCGCUCGGAAAGUCGUGUAUGCGAAUAAUGCCUACAUAUCGGGUCUUCUUCCACAGUACCGCGAAGCCAUCGUUCCCUGCAAAGGACAGUGUACUCAUAUUUCAGUUCCCGAGGGUAAAAGCGCGCCUCUGCUGAACAACUCCUACAUAGUCCGUGAAGAGGACAAUGUUGUGUCAUACUUCAUCCCACGCGCUGACGGUAGCAUUGUUGUCGGUGGAGCCAACUUACGUUACUACACUGAUUUGAGUUCAUGGUACGACAACGUGGACGAUUCAUGUCUCAUUGAGCAAGUCAAAGACCAUUACGACGGUUAUAUGCAGCGGCAUUUCAAUGGCUGGGAAGACAGCGGGGCCCAAGUGGAUAAAAUCUGGACCGGGAUCAUGGGAUACAGCUGGGAUUCCCUGCCCCACGUCGGCGCCGUACCUGGGGAGGAUGGCCAGUAUGUCCUUGCGGGAUUUAAUGGGCAUGGAAUGCCUCAGGUAUUCUUGUCUGCGCUUGGAGUUGCCAAGAUGGUUCAGAAUGGGAUCGAGUUUGAAGAUGCUGGUGUUCCGAGGCUGUUUCAAACGACAAAGGAUAGGCUCGAGAAGGCGAAGAACGGUCAUUUUGGGGGUGAUAUACUCGCGAUCAAGAGAUGA